AUGGAAACCAUAGAACAAUCACAAGAUGUCAAAGGAGACAUUCCUUCAAUUCCUUUUUCACCACUAUACUCGCCACCUACAAGUCCAUCCGACUCGAAACCAUUCCCUUCCGCUUCACAAACUACUGGUAGACCAAGGGUCAAUGCAUUAUCAGAUCUAAUAGAAAGUGAAAAGGUUUAUGUAUCAGAUUUGAAAACUAUAUUACAGCGCGUAACAUCCUGCUGGGACAUUGACAAUUUACCGCCAACAGAAAUAGAUAGAAUGUUUCGUUUAAUUGAAGGCAUUUAUAAACGAAAUAGAAAAUUUUGCACGAAACUUGUUAAAAUUGGUGUAAACCCUAAUAAAGAAUUAGGUGAUAUACUUAUGACAUGGGUAAAUGAUAUGGAAAAACCCUAUACAAAUUUUUGUAAAAAUUAUAAAGGAGGAUUUGAUCAAUGGCCUGAAAUAAAAGAAAACACGAAUCUUCAACAAACUUUAAAUGAUAUGUCAAUACAAAGGAAUCAACUAGUUUCCUUAGAUUGUUUAUUUGAAAUGCCAAUUUAUCGACUAUAUUAUUAUAAAAAAUUUUAUUUGAGACUUUUAAAAAGUACUGAUCCUGAAAAAUCUGAUCAUGAUCCUUUAGAAAAUGCAAAUAAACGCAUUGAUGACAUAAUUAAAUUGAUAGAAAAAACACCAAUUACAAUCAAUACUAAUGUACCAAUAUUAGAAUCUAAUAAAAAAGCUGAAUUUCAAUCAACAGUCGUAACAUCAAAUACAACAUCAACAGAUAUUAAAGAAAUUACUACUACUCCUACCGACUCAUCACCACUUUCACCAACUUCUAAUAAUACAUCAUUAACAACUACACCUAUUACACCAAUAACUAAUCUCACAACCUCGUCCAGUGUAUCUAGUGUAUUUACUACAUCAACAACGACAUCUACUUAUUCUUCUGGGUCUUCUGCGCCCAGUCAAUCUACUACCACAACUCCAUUAUCUGCUACAUUUGAACAAGAUGAUUUAAACUCAAAUGCGUCACCUGUCAAAUCACCAAUUGAUGUGAAAAUCGAAGAUUUUUCAAGUUCAUUAAAUCAAACUAAUUUUGAAAUCACCAUAAAUAAUUUAGAAACAAUUAUUGAUAAUUCUAAAGCUAUAGAUUUAUUUACAAAGCAACUAAAGAAUGCAAAACUAGUAUUGCUUCCACCAAAUCUACCAUUUAAUCGACAAAUUUUAUUACAUCAUGAUAUUGUUAUUGAAAUACCCGAUUUUGAUGAAUAUAAGAAACCUAAAAAAACUCUUUUAGAAGUACAUUUGUUUAUAUUGACAGAUCUCAUAUUAAUUUGCCAAAUUAACGAGGAUGAGGAUAAAGCAAAAUAUCCAAAUUUUGCAUAUUGCUUAUUGUUUGCUCCAAUAAGUCUUAGAAAUUUAAUGAUUAAAGACCUAAGUGAUGAUCAAGGAGAUAUGCUUGAGAUCACGGUACCUGAAAGAGGAAGUUUCGUUAUUUAUUCCAAUAAUACAGAAAAUCAUAAAACUUUGUGCCAAAUAAUAGCUGGUGCUAUAAUGUUUGUUAAUAAAGCGACUGUGAUAAAACCUCUAGUCUUAAAUAAUAAUCUACGGAAAGUUGGAAGCAACCCACAACUUCAUAAUUCAUCAUUGUCAGCAAGUGUUUUAAGAAAAAGUCCAAGUGCUGACAUUUUGUCAUUAAAUUCUAAUAAACCUUCAUCAAAUGAUAAUGUGGAAGCUGGUUUAUCAUCACGCACACCAUCAUUGCUUUCGACGCCACCAAAAACGCCACCAAAAGAUUACGAUUAUAUAAAAUAUCAAUCAACGUCAAGAGCAAUAUCUGCAUCGCCAUCAAGAUCUUCAUCAUUGUCAUCAAGUUACACUCGUCGACGUUCCAACUCAAUAACUUCUUUAUCUUCCGUGAUGAGUAUUUCUGCAUUCAAAGAAACGAUUUACCAAUCACCGAUAUGUGAAGUAGAAUCUUGGCAUGAUAAUGAUUGGAAACCUUUAACUAAAAAAGAUAAUUGUAUAGUGGAAGUAAGACUAACUACUUCAAAUAAAGGAUGUUGGGCUAUCAUAUUGCCAAAAUCGAGCAAAAUGGUACUUAAUGCAUGGAUUCAUGCAAAUACAAGAAUACAUCAAGAAAAUCCAACAUGCAUUAACAUUUCAUGUGAAACUGCACAGAAAAAUGAAUUUUAUCGUAUCAAAUUUUCUAGUACGACUGAUGCAAUACUAUUUCAUUCAAGUUUAAUGAAAGUAAAACAAUAUGAUAAAGAAUUAAGUCCAGUGAUGAAUCAGACAAAUCAAGGAUUUAUGUCACGAUCAUCAUCAUUACAAGGUAUAGCUACAAGAACAACAUCUGUUGUGGUAGAUCGACAACAAAAGGUACGUGAAUCAGAACAACAAGUUUCACAAGUGAUGGAAUCAAAAUGUCGUCUAUUUUUACAAAACGAUCAUGGUGUAUGGACGAACCUUGGUUGGGGACAGAUGAAAAUAUCAUUGGAAAUGCCAUCAUAUCGUAAAAGAAUUGUUGUGAACUCGGAUAAACAAAAAACAAAAUUAAUUGAUUCAAUUAUUUGGGAAGGUGGUGUAGAGAGGGUUGGUAAGGCCGGUGUGGCCAUCACUAUAAAUAGUACUAACAACGCUACCAAUAGAGCUAUUUAUAUGUUACAAAUGAAAGAUGAAAAAACUGCCAUUAAAACCUGUGAUAUUAUGAAAGAUAAACAACCAAAUUUAUAA
This is a messenger RNA of Entrophospora candida, 2721 nucleotides long. Lineage: Eukaryota; Fungi; Glomeromycota; Glomeromycetes; Entrophosporales; Entrophosporaceae. The record is from the annotation of a GenBank genome assembly.